AUGGACGAACUAUUUGACUAUCCGGAUGAAGAGAACAAUGAUGAUCAAAAUGACGAUCAAACUCAGAGACGUGAUAGUGACGAUUCCUUUAUCGUCGACGACGAUAGGAGUGUAGAAGAUUUUGAAGGAGCGAGUGACAACAGGGAAGAUUCCAAUGAUGACGACUACGACUUCUUAUUCGGAAUCCCCCAGGAAGAUAAAGCAGAAGAGGAGAACAAGGUAAAGAGGCGGGUCAAGGACCUCGAGAAGUUACUGUCCUCUAGAGCAGGGGCCUACGACGAGUUUGAAGGCACGGAGGACGAGAUCCGGUACACACUAGAGGACCUGUCCUACUUUUACAAGAGUCGGCAGGCGUUGGAGCUGGAACUCCUGUCGCUUUUUUCAGGCCUGAUCAAAAGGGAGAAAAUAUCGCAAACGAAGAAUCACAUGAAAAGUUCUAAGGAAUACCAAGCCACAAAUGUGGAAAACUUAUUCACAGAUAGGGAAACGGCCAGAAAAGAUGAUGGGAAUAAAAAUAAAUUUCAGAAAUAUAAUAUAAAUAAGAGGAAGCAAAGCGAGAAGACGAUGAAUAAGUUCCUGAAGAAUAUAAUAAAGCAGACGUUCAGGAAUGACCAGCCGGAGGGAAGAUUCGGAAGGUUCUCAAAGGACAAGGAGAACGCGUCGCACCUGAGAAGCAUGGAUACAGGCUACGAGGGAGAUGAGAACGUGCUGGUGACAAUAGACUCAGAAGCAGUGGCGAAUUUGAGGGACAUAAACACGCUCCUGCAUAGGGAAAGGAGAGGAGACUACGAGGAGAUGGAGGGAGUGCCGCUGUACAAAUACCCGAGGUGCGCGUCGAUAUACAUCUUUUCGCACAAUUUUAUGUCCUCAUUCAUCCUGCCGCUGUGCUCAGUGCUGAACAGAGGCUCGGUGAGUGAGGCGAUAGACGUGGAUCAGCUGGUAAAUGAGCUGAUAUACUUCUUCUACCAGAUAACGCAGCCGCCAUCGGAGAACUGGUACAACUACUGGAUGACUGCACAGAGCAUAUAUAAGGUGAUUAACCUGCAGCUGCUGCAGUCGCUGGGCAAGGAUUCUCAGGACGCGCCGAACAGAAGUUUCAAAGGCGACGAGGAGAAGAACAGCAACGUGAAGAUUGAGUUGAAAUAUAGAACGAGAGUAAUAGACAGUUACAUAAAAGGGCUGAAUACACUGCGCAGCGCGAUGGAAAGCAGUGAGAUAUGGUCGAUCAUAGGAGAGUUCAGGCUUAAGUUGGAGCACUUUAAGCAGAACGGAUACAUAAGUAAGGAGGACCUGGAAGAGCUGAAUAGCAUGAAGGAGCUGCAGCAGAGUCUGUCGACGGAGCGAGAUAACCUGAUAAAGGAAGUGGAGCAGCUGGAGGAGGAGGAAGACCGAUCAGAGCUGAACAGACUGAGAAAGGACAGAGAACUGGCACAAGAGGUUAGAAAUGCAGCAAUGGCAAAGAAGAAGAGAAUAAAGCAGAUAAGAAGAGAGUUGUACGACGUGACGACGAACAUAAACGAAGUGAAUAAGAGAGUGGACGCAACGAGGACGAAGUCGGAGUUCCACAUGCAGACGGUGAGAAUACUGAUCUCGCAAGUGCUGACGAUCAAGUCGAACAUGGGCAUGCUGUACAUAUUCAACGAACUGGGAAUACUGACGCUGAUAAGGCAGGAGCUGCUGAUGUUCUUCAGAACAAUAAGGAAGGCAAUCGUGCCAGUGACGUACGUACCGGAUCAGACGGUGGACCCAGGAGCCUCAAAGACGGAUGAAAACGCAGUCCCGGAGCAGCAGCACGAGGAAAAGGGGGACUACGAAUACUACCCGAGUUACCUUACACAGCUGGAGAGGAACAUGCUGUGGCAAUACGUGAGGAUAGUGUACAACAUCCUGUCAGGAAUUAACGUCACGAGUUUACUAGGGGAAGUAAAAGGAGUAAAGGGAGAAGAUAAGGCGCACGGCGAAAGAGAUUCUAAGGAAGGAGGUGGCAGUAGUAGCAGCUCAAGAGAUACUGGAAGUAGCACGAAUCGAGUCAACGGCAGCGGAAAUAGGAACGGCCACCAGCAACAAGGAGUUAACAACUAUAAAAGCAGAGAUCAGCUGCUGGAGGAGAGAGAUAGGAUGGAAAGAAGUUACCUGAUAGAAAUGUACAGAAUGAACCCAAAAUUGUACAAUAAGUUCAACGACAGAGUGUUCAGCUACAACGUAAGGAGCGCAAACUAUAACCAGAAGAAUAACUACCACUACACCUUUAAGUACUCGCACACGACGGGAGGAAGUAACGAGGCGACGAGGGAGGAGAAGGACAAGGAGAGUCUGCAGAAUGAGCUGAACCUGCUGAUAGGAAUAAACAGCAGCCUGGAGCACAUAUCCUUCUCGAAUAACACGGCGAGAGAAGGAGAGGUGGUCGCAGAGAAGAAGGAGGUGGACUACGAGUUGGUGCUUAUGCUGCUGGUGUGCUGCUACGACAUCAACAGGGAGGUGGACGAGGAGUACUACGAGCCGUACGACAGGCUGAUACUCUUCAACAUCAAGUCGUUCGUAAUAAGGUACUACUCGAUGGUGUACGUGAAGCACAGCGCUAAGAAAGCGCCGAAGACGAUGCCGACGUCACUGCUCUUCCUGGCAAUCAAGAGGUACAUAGGAGAGGACAACAUCUUCACUAAGCUGCUGCUGACGUACCUGAAUCAGCUGGUGAAGAAACUCAACUACCAGAACAACCAGGUCAUAAUACAGCUGAUUCAGAACGCACACACGGAAUUGUCGUUCAUCCAGUCGUUUCACACGAGCGCGAGUCUGAGCGGAAAGGAGACCAGUGGAUCCAAGGAUGAUGGCGGAGUUGCGAACGGGAAUGUGGAUGGAGACGGGGGAGAAGGAAGUGGUGGCAGUGACCCGAAGCGGGACAAGGAGCAGGCGGAGAUGGAGGAGGAGUACAUAAACAACAUCUGCAAGGAGUUCUUCGUCGAGUACAUAAAGAAUAACAUCAGGCUGAUGAUGUUCAACCUCCUGAAAAACUUUAAGAUGUCCUACAACAGAGUGCUCUUCGUGUCGUCGCUGAGACUGGUGCUGCUGCUGGAGAAGCUGGCGCUGAAGAUAGGCGCGAUCGAGUUCGUGCCUAUCACAGGAUACAGCAGCAACGAGCGUCUGCUGGGAAAGGACCUGGACGACGAAUUCUGGGACGAGGAGGACGAGGACCGCGAGGAGGACACGUGGGACCCGAAGGGAAGGAAGAAGCUGGUGCGCGUGGACGAGAGGAACAUCUACAACUGCAAGAACAACAACUUCGUGAGGAACGACAUACUGAGGAACGGAAGAAUAGUGCACAACGCAAUGCUGCUGCUGUUGAGCAGGAACAGCAGGGGGAAGGAUGUGCUGCUGGCGUACCUGGACAAGGUGCCGAGGGCACUCCUGUACGACUUUAAGUACUUCCUGCUGAUCAACUCGCACCUUAACAACUCGGUGCCGACGGUGAACACGUCCCGGGGGCUCAACUUGGGGACCAGGUUCGGAAUGAGGAAGGAGCAGGCCGCAGGCGCGAAGACGGAAAACGCACUUUUCAUGGAAAUAGUUGAAAGCUUUAUGGACAAGUGGCUGCUGGAGGACAACAAGGUGAUGCUGCUGGAGCUCUUCCUAAACAAGAACGUGGCGACAGUGUCAGCAUCGACGAGUCGAGUGAACUAUAACAUAAACAGCAAGUUCUACAUCGACCCGAUAGAAAGCAACGACUACCUGAACUGUCCAAUAGUGCAGGGCGUCAUGGACCAGGACCAGGAGGACAUCGUCGACAUCAUGGCGAACCUGAGCAUAAGCAAGGAGGAGCAGAAGGUGGAGAGGAAGGCGAAGAUCGACGACCAGCUGCUGCUGCAGUACUACAACAGGUUCAAGUACAUGAACGAGGGCGUGGUCAAGUACCUCUCGGACCUGCUGAACAUACCGGCGAAGCAGCUGCAAAGGCACCUGGAUGAGCUCCUUGAGACGAAUGCAGGUGCUGGCGUAGGAAGCGGUACUGGGCCUGGCGGAGUACAGGACGGCGUAGAAGAGGUUAGCAAGCAUACCAGAAAGGGCGCGAGUGGCGGCGCCAAGUACGAUAAGGAGUCGUUGAUUAGAGUCAUGGCACGCUUUUACGCCGAACACAAAGACGACGCCCUGGACGUCAUGAGGGAGAUGCACGAAAACCUGCUGGAAAGCGCGGAAAUGUAUAAGCUGAGUGGGUUAGAAGUGGAGGUGAUAGAGCCAAUUCAGCUCACUGAGGAGCUGAAGCGAAGUGGCCACUACGAGAAACUCCUGGCGCACCUGAACGUGGAGGAGGCGACCAAUGUCCUCAAGGGAGUCGAAGGACUAGAACCUAAGCUGGAGGCGCUAAGGGAGUUCGUCGAAAGCCCCUUCUUGCCCAAGGCCGAGGAGAAUGAAGUGGAGGCUGCAGAGGCUGAUCAGGAGUGGGAGGAGGUGGUGGACGUCCACAACGUGACCAGCAAGGACAUAAUAAAGCUUUUGAUAGAUCUGAGUUCGCUGUACGACUUUGAGAAUGAUGACGACCUGUUCGAUGAGGGGGAGCCGCCUAAAGUCUCUGCAGAGGUUGACGGCACCCUAGUACCCGAAGUUGAGCCACAGCAGCAACAAGUACCUGAGCAACAACAACCAACUGUACCUGAGCAACCUGUGUUAGAGCAACCAUAUGAGGAACAACAACCACCUGUACUGGAACAACAACAACCAACUUUACCGGACCUACAGCAACCACCUGUAAGGGAACACCAAACAGUACUGGAACAAAAGGUUGAUAAACAGAGGAGAUAUGAGUUGAUCCUGGAAGAGGAAAGGAAGAAGAUCAACGAGUUGCUGGACGUGUGCUUCGAUAUCAUAAGUAACUCAGAUAAGAGCGACUACGUAAGGUACUACUCAUUCAGCAACAUGCAUCAAGAUGAGUUGAAGGUUUCGGAUGCAAGUGAGGGAGACUAUGGCAUGGAUGUUGACGUUAAGUUUGAAAAGCUGAACGUAUCGAGAGAGUUGCUGAUGAGGAAGCUGUUGAAAUACUGCAACAUAGAGGUGAAGAAUAACAUAAUAAAGCUGGUUGACAACAAGGUAAACCCCGAAAUAGUGAAGAACCGUCUAAACAUCAUCAAGUCGCUCCACAAACUGUCUAAGCUUCAGCUGAUAGACAUAUUGAGCAGACAGCAGGAGCAGACUAUGGGCCACGACAAUGAGGUGGAGGAGCCAGAUUUUGAAGAAAACAUGGCCAAAUAUGACAACGAAGCACAAGAACACACCUUUGACUACUCAGGCAUGGAUUUUAGCAAGAAAAAGACGCCCAGACGCGGUGUAAGUAGGAGCAUCGAUGUUGACAAAGGUGAUGAGUAUGAUAACAGGGACUUUGAUAAAGAUCAUGGUGCCGAUAAAGACGAUAAGGGCGAUCAGGAAAGUCUGUCAGGGUUCAGAAAGAAAUUGGAUAAAGUUAAGAAGGUUCAGGGUAAGCGAACUGUGAAGGAAAGCAAGAGAAAGAAGAAGCUCAAGAAGUCACAACUCGGCGAUGCAGAAGAACUAGAUAACGAGAAUGAAGGCGGUGAUGAUGCCAGUGUUGAUUACAAUGAUUCAUUUGAAGCUAAACUAGCAGAAAAUGAUGGUGAACGACCAACUGACCGUUAUGGUGUGCAUCAAACCAAAAAGUUAGUCGAAGGGGCAAAAACGUCAAAACAAACGGCAGGAAAACAGCCCAAACAGCCACGUAAACAGAGACAGAAGAGGAAGUUAGGGGAAGAAGUGCAUCCGGAGACUCAGCCAACUGCACGAGAGCACGAGGAACUGGGGGACGGAUUUGAUUAUCGCAGUUUAGUAGGAGUCAAAACGCGUGAUUCCGCUGUCGACAAGGUCGAAAGAGAACAUAUUCGUGAACUCGCCGGCUUCAAGAGGGUGCCGGAUAUAGUCAUUGAAAUUCACAACAGGUCUCUGGCGCUUGCUAAGGAGCAGAAGCUCUCAAACAGUAUGAAUUACAAAAGACUAAUGGAGUACACUUCAGCAAUUUCCUGA
Theileria orientalis strain Shintoku is the source of this 6021-nucleotide messenger RNA. RefSeq lists its product as hypothetical. The transcript has a single exon. The record is from RefSeq and is a predicted model, not a curated record. Lineage: Eukaryota; Apicomplexa; Aconoidasida; Piroplasmida; Theileriidae. Bases 1 to 6021 code for a protein of 2006 amino acids.